Labrus mixtus (cuckoo wrasse) is the source of this 6494-nucleotide messenger RNA. It is a transcript of the gene adamtsl4, whose product is annotated as ADAMTS-like 4. Gene Ontology annotation, biological process: extracellular matrix organization. Lineage: Eukaryota; Metazoa; Chordata; Actinopteri; Labriformes; Labridae. Gene Ontology annotation, cellular component: extracellular matrix. The record is from RefSeq and is a predicted model, not a curated record. Gene Ontology annotation, molecular function: metalloendopeptidase activity. Bases 344 to 3946 code for a protein of 1200 amino acids. The transcript is spliced from 17 exons.
GCUGCCAGGCGUCACACCAGUUUAUAAUAAGGAUCCAACAAAAAAAAAGUUGUCGAGUGAACGGACUGAAAGAAGGAGAGAAAAAAAAAAAGGAACCCUUCCCACUCUCCAAAAAUCACGGGGAGUGACUGUGACAGGAGGAAGGGGACAGAGAGAGAGAAAGAGAGAGAGAGAGAGAGAGAGUAAGGCUGAAGAAUCCUUCAGCAAGACUUCAUCACGUUUCUUUCAGGACUGCGCAGACCGGAACGGACCACAAACCAAACACUACACUGGACUGAUAAUCAAUCGCGGUGAAUAGCAGCUGAGUUGGAGACUUGUUGUUGGAGACUUUUCUUGGAGGAGCAUGCGGCUCAGUUUACUAUUCAGACUCUAUGUGCUGUGGGGCGUUGUGGUGGUCACGACCUCCGUGACCAAGGCUGCCAAGAAGAAGGUGACGGGCAGACGGUCCAGACAGGUGUUUGAGGCGGAGCCUAUAGAGGGGGUGUGGUCUAUCUGGGGAGAGUGGUCUGAAUGCUCUCAGACCUGCGGUGUGGGCGUGUCACAGAGGAUCAGGAAGUGUUUACCUCCUCCCCCUCCCCAAGCUCCUCCCCUCUCUCGCUCUACACCUAAUUGGGCGGGCUACGUGCCUGGGGGCAUUGGAGGCCCAGUCAUCUCACCUGUGCGGCCCUACUACCCUCCUCGUUACCCUGGGCAACGCCCAUCUUAUCACUCCCAACCGAACCCCACCAAUCUCAACCCAGGCUUGUCGCUGUUCCGCGAUUCCAACGAUGGAGGAGGAGGAGGAGGAGUAGGAGGAGGAGGAGGAGGAGCUCCUGUGCUGGGACAGGACAAUCCAUCACCUCCUUUUUACCAGUCAGAGUUCUCCCCAACCAAUCAAGACCACAUGUCAGUUUACCGAUCGCCGUAUCAGCCUCCGUCACACGGCUACAACCAGCCGGCACGGAUCAUCAGGAGACCGACCAAUCCAGGAGCAGGCAGGAACGGAGGGGGCGGGAGCAGGAGGUCGAUCUCCCCCAAUCGGGAGGGUUUACCAGCCAGGAGAUCUUCCAACAUCCGUCCGGGUCAGUUUGGGUACGGCAGAGUCCCGUUCUCUCUGCCUCUUCAUCGUACAAACCGGCAGGCUCGCCACACUGCUAAUGGAACUGAAGGUGCAACAUCAGGACCUGAACUGGCCACACGUGAAGACACCACAGAGAACAGGAGAGAGGAGGAGGAGAAGAAUAAGAGAAGUAGAGAGGACAGGGAGGCCAGGAGGAGUGAGGAGGAGGAGGAGAUCACUGAGGGACCUGCUGCUGAGGAACCCCCCACAAUGACCACGACCACAGCCAGCAUCCCCCAUCGCCACUUUGUUAGACCCGCACAGGCUCACACAGAGCACAGCAGGGCAAGGGAGCGAACCCCGCACUUUCACUCCAUCUCCCGCUCCUCGUCCCCAUCGCUGUCUCUCCCAUCCAGCCGUCACCGCUUCGACUGGCACUCAGUCACCGCCCCGCCUCCUCCCAUCUCUCCCCUCUCGCGCCCUAACUCUCCCGCCGCCUCGCCUUUUUCCACGCCACUCCAUCGCUCUGCUGCCGCGCACAGAGACAGGGAGCUCCACCCAGGCUUCAACCACCAGGUACCAGCCGCAGGGAACAUCUACCCGCUGCAGCACCAGCACACCCCGCACCUGGGGGACGAAUCAGGCAGGGAUGGAGGAAGAGGAACUCCACAGGUUUACAGAUGCUCUGGUCCAGAGAAGGAAUACCGCAGGUGCUUCUCGCAGGUGUGUGGAGGAGGCACCUUGGACUCCAGAGCAGAGCAGUGUGCAGCAUUUAACACCCAGGAGUUCAUGGGUCGCCUCUACAAUUGGGAAGCUUUUACUGAGGCUGGUGCCGACAAGCAGUGCGAGCUGACCUGCAGACCUGCUGGCUACCGUUUCUACGUUCGCCAGGCUGAGCGCGUCAGGGAUGGGACUCCUUGCUUCAACGUCAGCACAAACGAUGUGUGUGUAGAAGGACGGUGUCUGACUGAGGGCUGCGACGGGGUUCUUGGCUCUGGCUCUGUGAUUGACAAGUGCGGGGUGUGUGACGGGAGGGAAACCUCCUGCCGAAAGGUGACGGGAAGCUUCCAAAAUGUCACUGUUCCCCUUGGUUACCACAAGAUCCUGGACAUCCCGCCUGGAGCUACAUUCAUUAACAUCAUGGAGAGACGAGCAAGCCCAAAUUACCUUGCAAUGAGGAGUGGCACCGGGGUGUCGGUUGUAAACGGGCGUUGGGCGGUGGACCCACCAGGGGAGUACAAGGCGGGAGGGACAACCUUCACCUACACCCGACCUAGACUACACACGGAGGGGGAGGAGGAGAACGGGGAGACCCUCAGGGCGCGAGGACCGACCACCACCCAGCUCCAGCUCUAUAUUAUAUUCCACAAGGAGAACCCGGGCAUCGACUAUCAGUUUUACAUCCCCGUGGAGAAGAAAGAGGGAGAGAGGGAGAGGCUGACGGUGAGAGAGAGGGAGACGCCCAGAGAGGCAGCACCCAGAGAGAGGCUGAGGGAGCGAGAUCCAGGGAGGGCACCUCUUCGCAGUCCCCUCACUGUGUCAGUAGAAGGACCUCCUCCUGCUCCUCCUCCUGUUUCGCUCCCUUCGUUCCCCUCUCACUCCUCUGACCGUUGGGGACCCGAGAGGUCACGUCCUCGAGGCUCUGCGCCCAACAGGAAUGCUCGGAUCCCCCCUCGCACUGACCUGCCACUGGACACUCAGCCACCUUUUGUGUGGAGGAGAGGCGGGCUCACAGAGUGUUCAGCUUCCUGCGGCAAAGGCCACCAGCACAGAGUCAUUCUGUGUAUAGAUCGCCACACAGACAAGGAAGUCCCAGAGCGAAAAUGUGAUUCUGCAGCUAAACCUGUCCCUGAGGAAGAGCCGUGUAACACACACCCCUGCCCACCAUUCUGGGAGGCUAGUGCGUGGUCCGAGUGCAGCGUGUCCUGUGGCCCCGGGGUGCAGCAGCGGCAGCUCCAGUGCAGGCAGAGCUUUGGAAAUCGCUCCACCAUGGUCCAUCCGCAGCGCUGUGCCAACCUCACCCCACCAGAGUCCACACAGGCCUGUCAGCUCGCCCUCUGCUCCCACUGGGAGGUCAGCUCUGACUGGAGCACGUGCUCUGUGGACUGUGGAGUUGGGAGCAGGACGAGAGGCGUGCGUUGCGUCAGCGAUCAAGGUGCUGUGGUGAAUGACAAGGACUGCAACUCCAGAGCUCGCCCACAGGGGAGCGAGGAGUGCAACAUGGGGCCGUGUGUGACAAACUGGUACUUCACUGGCUGGUCCAACACGUGUUCAGCGCAGUGUGGCCCCGGGGUGCAGAAGAGGGAGGUGGUGUGUCUGACCAGAGGAGGGGUGAGAGAGGGUGAAGGAGGAGGGGACUGUGUUGGGGAGAAACCAGCUGAGAUGAAGGCCUGUAAUGGGGGACCCUGUGUGCCUACGACCAUGUGGUACAGCAGCCCCUGGACACAGUGUAAUGUCCCCUGUGGGAAUGGAACUCAGAGACGAGACAUCAUAUGUGUCCAGAAAACGGGGAAUGAUUUGGCCAUCGUACCGGCCAGUGAGUGCGCUAAUCUGGACAAACCUGCAGCUGUUCAACAGUGUGAGAUGGGAGAGUGUCAGCCGCAGUGGUUCACAACGGAGUGGAGCGCUUGCUCACGUUCUUGUGGAAAAGGCUUACAAAUGAGGGAGGUACGGUGUCUGACGCAGGACAAAAAGCACAAUCAUGAAUGUGAUGCCAGCACCAAACCUGACCAGGAGCAGAUCUGUAACACGAUACCCUGCAGUCCACAAGUAUCAGAUGAAAACUGCAAAGACAUACGUCAUAACUGUGUGAUGGUGGUUCAGGCCAGGCUGUGUGUCUACUCCUACUACAAGUCUGCCUGCUGUGCUUCCUGUACCCAGAGUGCUCAGCGUGCAAAGAGGCACUGACCCACCAAUCACCGCCCAGGUGUGAGAGAGGCAAGGAUUAUUACAAAAGGGCUCAUCAGAUCGUAAAGAAAUGGACAGCCCAGAAUAGACCUAAUCCCUGCGACAGUUAACAUUUAGCUAUUUUCUCCCGAUUCUUCAGGGAAAACAAUGUGAAAGCAGCCGGUUUCUUUUUUCCAUAACGCUGUUUAUAGUGUCUCUUAGAACCGCAUAUUCCUCUGAACUUGCCUCUUUUUACUCCAUGCGGUAGCUUUACAUGCGUCACCCAGGGCUGAGUGAUGCAUUCGCUGUCAUUUCACACAACUUUCUUGGUUGAGAGAUUGUCAUAGGAGAAGCUCCCUGAAGACACAGCUGUGUUUCAGCAGCAAAAAAAAAAAAUUAUAUCCUCUCUUAUCUUCAAGGACUUAAAACUGCUAAAAUCGGACGUGCAUACCACUUAUUAAUAUAAAAAAAUGUGCUGAUCAAAUAAUUAGCAUGUGCACUAGAUAAGCUGUGUAUUAACGUGUGCUAAAGAUCUACCGGAAUAGAUCUACUGUAUCAUGGACACUGUCAAUCUACAGUUGUCUACCCCACAAAUCUAGAAGGAUUUCAUUUACAAAUCGUUUUUGUUUUUUUGUUGGCAACAAAAACAAAAAAGUCGUGUAGUGUCCUCUUAUUGUUCACUUCAGUAGUGGAACAGAUGAACCAAAGGUGUGAGCCGUACAUGGCAGUAAGUGACCAAAAAUAUUUCAGAACAGGAAGAGGUGAGAUUCUUCCCACACAGAACAUAAAACACAAAGAGAUAACACAUGAUAUUUUUUACUUUUCUACUUGUAAAAAUGAUUUUUGACUUCCCAGGCAUGCGUUCCCAAGCCUUAUUUGGUCCCUGCAUUGUAAAUCUCUUACAAUGACGCACAAGUAAAUAGUUUGAAAUAUGUUAAAAUGUUCAGUAUUUUCAAAAGUGGCUGGGACCUGUAGUCAAAUAAGAGAAACAUUCUACUUGUGUUAGGAACUAUUUUAAGCUGUGGAUUUUCUCACAAUUGUGAACAUUAAAGACACCAGGACUGUGGGAUCGAGAACAACUUAACUAUUCCCCAUUUAAAUCACAAUGAAUGAGAACAACACCCAUUGCAACAGUGUUUUUAUAAGCUUUAUAUGAGCCUCUCACUGGUUUGUGUAUUUUUAUUUGAUUUCUAAACAAUUAUAAAAAAAAGUUGAACAUAUCUCCUUCAAUUAUGAACUUGGCAACGCACAGGUUUUGAAAAGUGAUUCACUCCUGGCUGACCUAAUUUUUUUUGCAUUUGAGUGAUCCCAUCCCCAUUACAACUGCGUUUUCAUAUCUGAGGAACAACUUCAUGUCCUCCCUUUUUUCUCACCUCAUCUCAAUACAUAUUUAAUGUGAUUCCAUCAUCUCCUUUUGGAGAGAGGGUGAUGAAUCUGUCCUAUGAGAGUAGGUGAAGCCAGAAUUUGAAAAACUCAUGGAAACCACAAAAGAAGCUGCUUCUUAAAAGAGUGUUUUAAUAGAGCAGCUGAUUAAACGGAUCAAAUGCAAUCAUGUUGCUUUGAUCUGAAAGUAAAUAUGUCACAUAGUGAGACAGAAACCUCUGUAUAUGUGUGUCUUUAUGCCUUAUCUUUCUCUCUUUUUUCUCUUACAACUUGUUUUUACUAUUCUUUUCUUCUCCUUAUCCAUCUCCUAAAAAGGAAUAAACACACAAUAAACCCUGCCUUCACAAAGGGGAGGGGUCUGUAUAUUUGUCAGAUAUGUUUUAAUGUCUAUAUUUCUUUGAACAUAGAAGGCGCUUAUGUUUUAUAACUGAGUAAUUAGAAGUGUUGUUGUAGACUGCAUUUAUUCACAUCAAACUGUUAUAUUACUAUUGUUUCUGUGCAUUUGACAAGAAUCAGUGACUAUACUGUUCUGAGUUUUGAAUGUGUGCAUGUAUGAGUUGUCUGUUAUCGUUAGUUUGUGUGUGUGUGUGUGUGUGUGUGUGUGUGUGUGUGUGUGUGUGUGCGCGUGUGUGUGCGUGCGUGUGCGUGCGCGCGUGUGUGUGUGUGUGUGCGUGUGGUUCUGUGUUGUAGCUGCAGCACGUGUUUCAUUCUUGUCUCUUAUCCCUUGUAGUAAAAAAAAGUGUUUUAUACAAAAACAAAAAGGAUAGUAAUUUAUAUAUUAUCUGAAGAACAUGUAAUUUAUUUUCUGUUUUAAGGAGCUGUAGCAAAUUAUCUUUGUUACCACCAGAGUUUAUGAGAUUGUUAUUACGGAUACACAGAUGAUUUUUUUUAUCAUGCAACAAAAAAAAGUGUGGAAAAAUUAUUAUCUCAAAGCUUCGUUUUAAAUAAAACUGAAACAGGAAUGAAGUGUGAUGUUUUUAUUUUGUCUGGGGGUUAGGGAUGAUAUUUCCAGUUUCCUCCAAAUGAUGGCGAUGUUGAGUCUCACAGUGACUGAGCAGUUGUCCUCAGGAAAUGAGUUGUCUGUGGGGUAAAUGUCUCUCUGUGGGGCCAAGUCUGCAUUGUGACUAGUUGUUUGCUUGUUUUGUUUUUUUCUAAAUAUUAAAUGAGGUUUGGAUUGCAAGCAUGA